This is a messenger RNA of Cokeromyces recurvatus, 409 nucleotides long. RefSeq lists its product as uncharacterized. The transcript has 3 exons. The record is from RefSeq and is a predicted model, not a curated record. NCBI's taxonomy places the organism in Eukaryota, Fungi, Mucoromycota, Mucoromycetes, Mucorales, Mucoraceae. Bases 216 to 380 code for a protein of 54 amino acids.
AUUUAAUAAUAUAUAAUGAAUAGAUUGAUUAAAUUCUCUUCACUCAGACCCAAGUUAUCUUCUCAACAAACUAGAUCUUUGUCUUUCACAUACUGCUUGUUCUCAAAGAAUAAUGUUAACUCUAACCAGGAAAAAAGUAAAGUAGAUAAAUAGAGUAAAGUUACUCACUUUUAUUGAUAGCAUCAUUUAUCUUAGUUGAUAAUACAGAUAGUUUGAUGCAAAAUGCUCCAAAGUGGAAUGAAAAGUUGGCUACAGAAAGUGAAGCUGAUAUUAAAGCUGAAAGAGAACCCGAAACUGUACUUGAAGAAUUGAAAGAUAAAACAGCUAAAUGGUUUAAAUCUCAUAAGGACAACGAUAAAAAUGAUAAAUCUUCUCGUUGAAUAAAUAUAUUGUUCUUUGCUGUGUUUCA